AUGAAUGGGGAAAACUGUCAAACGGUUCUGAUUCAUUUGCCUAAUGAGAGUGCUGUUUAUGCUUGGUUUGAAGAAUUACAUAUGAUAUAUCAACCAAUACACACAUAUGUAUCUAUAAUUAUGUGUAUAUUCGGUGCUCUUGCCAAUUUUUGUAAUAUUGUAGUUUUGACAAGGCCGCAAAUGAGGACACCUGUCAAUAUGAUCUUAACGGCAAUGGCUUGCUGUGAUACUGUUGUUUUAUUCUCAAACCUUGUUUAUACAACACAUUAUUCGUUUGUUGCUUUCAAAGACUGUCAUCCAAGAAAUUGGAACUAUAAUUGGGCUUUAUUUAUUGUCGCACAUGCUCAUUUAUCUUUAGUUGGUCAUAGCAGUUCCGUAUGGUUAUCAGUUAUGCUGGCUCUCGUACGAUAUCUAACACUGAGAAGCCGCGGAAAUAUGGGAGGAAUUCAGAUUGGGUUAAAGCAUUCAUAUAUAGCAAUUGCUAGUACAGUUCUGUUUGUGGCGAUUGUGAAUGCUCCCAACUUCUUAACUUAUAAGAUAAAUGAAGGAAGGUUGUCCGAUGUUUGUAAAGUCAAAGAUCCUUUAGUAGAAAACGCUUCAUCAUAUAUUCCAGUUGUUGCUGAUAUUGCACUUGCUCAUCAUUGCCUUGUGUUUCGUUUGGCAUUCUGGAUCUCAGGAUUGGUUUUUAAAGUUAUGCCAUGCUGUUUACUAUCUCUUUUUGUUUGGCUGCUGCUUGGAAUUCUUAAAGAGGUAAAAGCCAAUCGUCAGAGGCUUCUGAAAAAUUCAAGGCAUACUCCAAGUGCUACGCCUACACGAAACGCUUGGGUCGGAUCUUUGCCCGGAGAGAAGCUUCAUCGUGGUAGCAUCAAAGGUCGCGGUGAACGAGCAGACCGUACGACACACAUGCUGUUAGCUAUAGUGGUUGUUAUGCUUGUCACAGAAAUGCCUCAGGGUAUUAUGGCUCUUUUAUCCGGUUUAUUCUCGGAACAGUUUCGUACACAUAUUUAUAAUAAAAUUGGAGAUGUAUUAGAUCUCUUAUCACUCUGUGGUGCUUGUAUGUCUUUCAUUAUUUAUUGUUCCAUGAGUGGACAAUUCCGUAACGAGUUCAAACGAGUUUUUCUACCUCGAUUCUUUUCCUGUAAAAAAAAGAAUCCGAGUGUUCGACGACAAUCUGAUACAUAUACCAAAAUGACAUAUCUACGAGCUACUGAUUGCAAAAAUGGAAACGGUUCCAUCUGUUCAGAUGUUGAUAGAACAACUAUGAAAUGUAGUAGUAUGGAUAUAAGUCGUUCAUACAACGAAUUAGCAACUUCUCCAUCAUCUGCUCAGCAAUUUACUCCAUCUCCAGUACCUCCAAAAGCUGAUGUUAAGCCGGUGCCUGUUGAAUCCGAAUCAACAGAAUCAACAUCUAGGGAAACAAUAGAGGAAGAAACAGGUCAUGCCUUCUUAGAAAUUACUCAGGAAAAGGAGCAAGAAGCUCCUUUAAUAGUUGAUGUCUAA
Molecule: messenger RNA, 1500 nt
Organism: Auanema sp. JU1783
Lineage: Eukaryota; Metazoa; Nematoda; Chromadorea; Rhabditida; Rhabditidae
Source: the annotation of a GenBank genome assembly